GAACAAGGCUGCCCACGCGUAAAGCCAAGUAACGCUGCCCAACAUCAAUAAUCAUUAAAAAACAAUCGCAAUGCAUCGAUAACUCAUGGCUGCGGCCCAGCAUAAGCCGGGCGCCGGCACUUCGUGUAUCUGCUGCGCGCUGCUGGUCGUGGGCCUGCUCUGCGCGCUCCAAGAACCGCCGCCGCCGCCGACGCCGACACGGUCGCCGCGGCCGCCACGGCCGCUGCGGACCUUCGACGACGUGAAGCUCGACUCGGUCGAGGAGGUCCAUGCGCCGCCUCCCAAGACACCGUUGGAAGCACCGACCACGAGCCAAGCGCCGGCGCCGCGCAUGACGCGCCGCCCGCCGGGGCUGCCGAACCGCACGAAGGUCGCCUUGCUCCAGCAAGCGCGAAGCAAGCAGACGAAUGGAGCCGUGACGCUGGUGGUCGCCGGCCAGGCGCACCUCGAGUUACUGAUGAAUUGGUUAGUGGCCUACGAGCGGCACAGCAGCAACUGGGUCGUCGGCUGUUUGGAUUCAAUGAUUGCAGAGGUCCUGCGCCAGAAAGGCGUCGACUGCGUUCUGGUACCGAACCAGGGCGGCCCCCUGAUGCCCGGUUUGAGGUUGCGGGAGAUGGCGCGCCGCCGGGGAGGUGAUAUGAGGCCGCGCGCGUCCGUCUGGGAGUCGCGCAUGCGCCUGGUCCUCUGUUUGUUGCGGGCGUCCUAUAAUGUUACGAUUGCGGACACCGAUGCCGUGUUUCUUAGUGAUGCGUCGCCGUGGCUCUCAGGAUAUGAUCUGGUCGCGUCGCGGGGCAACUUCCCGGAAUGGACCGCGGAGCGCUGGGGCGCCUCGUUGUGCCUGGGCCUCGCGCGGUUCAACCCGGGCGCGCACGUCGCAGCCCUGACGAAGCAUCUCGUGGAACGGACGCAAUCCCUUAGAGACGACCAGCGCGCCGUGAACCACGUCCUCCACGAGGCCGACAUAGCCUGGGCGCCGGAGACGUCGAACGGAAAGCUGCUCUUCGCGACGUCAACAACGACGGCGACCGGCGUUACGCGUCUCGUGAAGGUCGGUCUCUUGCCUCACGUGAAGUUUGUUAGAGACUGCUCUCACGGGACGCGCGGCGCGGUCGUCGUGCACUGCGUCUCGCGUUCUGUGGACGCCAAGCACGACGCGCUGGAAAAGGCGGGCGCGUGGGUUCUGCGCGACGACUGGCGCGACGUCGCCGAUUUGAGGCAUAUGGGAGUCACGUAGUUAUAUACUUAGGACAUCUCACCACCUC
This is a messenger RNA of Pelagomonas calceolata, 1262 nucleotides long. The record is from the annotation of a GenBank genome assembly. Lineage: Eukaryota; Pelagophyceae; Pelagomonadales; Pelagomonadaceae.